Messenger RNA from Papaver somniferum (opium poppy), 1098 nucleotides. Its product is annotated as salutaridinol 7-O-acetyltransferase-like. The record is from RefSeq and is a predicted model, not a curated record. The transcript has a single exon. Bases 1 to 1098 code for a protein of 365 amino acids. Lineage: Eukaryota; Viridiplantae; Streptophyta; Magnoliopsida; Ranunculales; Papaveraceae.
AUGAAGGUUCAUGUUGUAUCAAAAGAGAUCAUUAAACCUUCAAAACAAACACCUCCACAUCUUAGAAAUUUCAAGCUUUCAUUUCUUGAUCAACUUCUUCCGCCGUUCUAUUUUCCCGUAGUUGUAUUCUACUCGGCUAAUGAUGGUCAUGAAUCAAAUAAUAAUGAUCAAAGAAGUAAAGCUAAUAUACUCAAGAAAUCUUUAUCGGAAACCCUGACACGCUACUACCCAAUUGCGGGUAGAGUAAGAGAUAACAUCUUUGUAGAGUGUAAUGACCAAGGCGUAGACUAUAUCGAAGCGAAAGUUAAUGCUGUAAUGUUUGAUUUUAUGAAUGUCGAUGUAGUUCAUCAACUCCACCCGUCGUACAUUGUGUUCGACGAUGUAGCUAAAGAAGCGCAGUUAGCAGUUCAAGUCAAUUUGUUUAAUUGUGGCGGAAUCGCAAUUAGUGUAUGUUUAUCACACAAGAUAGCUGAUGGAUCUGCACAAAUGACAUUCCUUAACAGUUGGGCAGCCACUGCUGGUUUAGCACCUGACAAACAAAUCGUGUAUCCAACUUUUGAUUCAGCGGCUAUUUUCCCAGCCCUACCACCAGGAGUUCAUGUAUCAUCACUUGAGUCAGAUGAUUCCCUCCAAGGAAAAAACGUCGUUACGAAACAGUUUCUAUUUAGUGCUUCUAAGAUCACUGCCCUUCGUGCACGGAUUGCUACUGAAUCAAGAAGUAGUAACAUUUUAUCAAAGCAUCCGACUCGUACUGAAGCAGUAUCGGCUUUGGUGUGGAAGUCGUUCAUGGAGACAAGUAGAGUGCAAGUAAGCCGUGAAUUCGCCUUAUCAACAGCAGGAGAAAAACCCAUCAUAAGGUCUAAAGCAAACUUUGCUGUAAAUCUGCGAACAAGGUUAAAUCCACCAUUGCCUCAACCAUCAUUCGGCAAUAUUAUGAUGUAUGCAACAGCAGAGUCAACGGUAAUUGACCAUGAUGAGAAUACUCUGGGGUUCGCGGAACCGUUACAUGGUUUCAUAAGCCAACUGAGGUUAGGCGUAAGUAAGAUCAACGAUAUGAAUACAUACGGAAAUUACAAGAAGGUGAUGUUGAGUUCAUAA